Messenger RNA from Gymnodraco acuticeps, 3475 nucleotides. Its product is annotated as proline-rich extensin-like protein EPR1. Gene Ontology annotation, cellular component: MICOS complex; mitochondrion. Gene Ontology annotation, biological process: inner mitochondrial membrane organization. Bases 555 to 2978 code for a protein of 807 amino acids. The transcript has 9 exons. The record is from RefSeq and is a predicted model, not a curated record. Lineage: Eukaryota; Metazoa; Chordata; Actinopteri; Perciformes; Bathydraconidae.
AAGACAAUUUUACACACGUUAAAUCCUGCUGCUGUGUAUUGUAAUAAUAGGCUAUAUUAUAGUAAUGUGUUGAUUAUACUUUACAUCAAUUAUAUGAGUCUGUCAUGUAAAUAGCAAUAUAGUGGAUACUUUACAUGUAACCUACAACAUAGGCCUACAAUAUUUUUCUUCUGAAUUGUAGUAGAGUAGUCAUGAAGUAGCAUAACAUGUAAAUUCUCAAGCCAAGUACAAGUAAUUAAAAAUGCACUUUCAGUACUUGUGUACAUGUACUAAGUCAGGCUACUUCAAAACACUGAUAAAUUGUUAGUUUUAUAAGUAUUGUUUGCUGGGACACAAUGUUCCUUCAUGUCUGACACGCUGUAAAGCAAACGGACCAAUCAGGAGCCGCGUUGUUCAGCAAUAUCCAAUAGGAGCAGCUCUUGUUGACGCUCGGAGUGGGAAGGGCAGAUUGUUGCAGCUGUAGAGUUGAUAUCACUGAGCGUACAUCCACCUUGUGGAUUAAAUAAUAUCAUAAAUACUAAGAGUAGCGAGUAUCUGCUGCUGCUUGAGUGUGGAUGGGGGGAAACAGCCCGAGUCACCUCCCAGGAGAGGAGGGUGGAGGAGUCACUUUUGUGAAGGGCAUUCGGCUGUCAGACAAAGUGAUCCAUCGGAUGAAGGAGUCUAAGGUCGUCGCUCCUCCACCUUCACAGAAACCACGUCCUCCUCCACCUGAAACACAAACACCACCUCCCGUCCCCCACCCCUCUGUCAAACACGUACUCCCUCUCCUGACACCUCCACCUCCGUUCACCCCACCCCAAACUCUUGAAGCCCCAUCCCUUCCUCCAUCAGUGGAACUGGCUCCUCCUGUAAAACUCGUACUUCCACCUCCUGUGAAGUUUCACUCCCUGCCAGAAGCUCCACCUCUAACUUACCCUGUUCUCUCCUCUCCACCUCCGCCUACUACACCUCCACAAGUAGAGGCACCUGUGGAGUCUCCUCCUCCACCCGCUGUGGUGGAGCCAGUAGUCCCAACUCCAUUUGAAUCCUUCAUCCGACCUCAUGUAGAGCCAGAAACCCUGUCUCCACCUCCAGUAGCAGAACCUGUUGUCAUACCUCCACCUGUGGACUUGGCUGUUGCUCCACCUGAACCUCUAGCUUCCCCUCUGCCCUCUGAAACACCUGCUGCUGUAGCUCUGUCUGUUGAACCUCUUCAUUCUGCUUUACUGUCUGCUCCACCAGUGGAAACAGUUCAGGCUCCACCCACUGUUGAAUUAACCCCAAUAACACCACCCUGUCCUGUUGAGGCUGCAGUCCCUCCUGCUGCAGCUUUUGAUUUAACACCUGCAUGUGAAACACUUCCACCUCCAUCACCUCAAGAGCUGCUGGAAGCACCCACUCCUCUUUUUGAGUCAGUGGCAGCUCCAUCUUCUCCACCAGAGUAUGUGGCAGCACCAUCUACUCUUUUAGAGUCCAUUGCACCACCCUGUUCUCCACCAGAGCCAAUGACAGCACCAUCUCCUAACUUAGAGUCGCUGGCAGCUCCCUGUCUUUCACUAGAGCUUGUGGCACCACCAUCUUCUACCCCGGAGCCGGUGGCCCCACCCACCCCUAUUUUAGAGCUGGUAACAGCACCACCUACUCCCACUGAGACGGUGGCACCGUCUGCCCCUCUUGUAGAGUCUGUUGCACCACCCGCUCCUCUCCCAGAGCCAGUGACAGCACCAGCUCCUUCCUUAGAUUUGGUGGCAGCACCAGCUCCUCUUUUGGAAUCUGUGGCGGCACCUUCCCCUCCCCCAGAGAUUGUGGAAGCACCCUCUACUACUCCAGAGCAGGUGGAACCACCCUCUCCUCUUUUAGAGUGUGUUGCACCACCCACUCCUCUACCAGAGCCAGUGGCAGCCCCUCUAGAGCUUGUUGCAGCACCAUCUUCUCCCCUGGAGCCAGAAGCACCACCCUCUCCUCUUUUAGAGAUUGUGGCAGCACCCUGUCCACCUUUAGAGUCGGUGAUAGCACAAUCUCCUCCCUUAGAGUUGGUAGCACCACCCUCUCCUCCACUAGAGCCGGAGGCAGCACCCUCUCAUCUUUUAGAGUUGGUUGCUGCACCCUCUCCUCCCCCCGAGUCCCUGGCGGCACCUUCACCUCCCCCAGAGCUCACUUUUGAAGAGCCCUCCCCUCCCUGUCACUGUGUGGAGUUGGCUCUUGUACCCUCUGAUGCACCUGUAAGCCAUUCUUUCGUCGAGCCUCUGGCACCACCUCCACCUCCACCUGCUCCUGCUCCACCUGCUGAGGAGCCCACCCUGACAGUGUUUCUGCCCCCUGCCGUUGAGGCUGAAGUUCCUGCUGUAGCCUCAGCAGCUCCACCUGCAGCUGCCCCACCUGCUCCUCCUGAGGUGGUGGAGGAGAACCUCAGGCAGAAGAUCAAAGAGGAGAUGCAGAUGAGUCUGGAGGAGGAGAUCUACCAGAGGAGGCAGGAGCUGCAGCGACAGCUGGAGGAGAUAAGGGCUCAGGCUCAUGCAGAGGCCCUGUCAGCCGCUCAGACUCAGGUGGAGAAGCAGGUGAUGAAGACGCUGCAGGCGGAGAAGGCGGCGUACGUGGAGAACCUGACGGAGGCCAUCGCGAAGGAGCGAAUAAAGACUGACGAUGAGAGGCUGAUGGUGCAGCUUUACCGGAUGGAGGUGAAGGCUCAUCAGCUGGAGGAGCGGGAGAAAGAGUUGAGGAAACGAGAUGCUCUCUACAGGGAACACGUCACAAAACUUGAAAAAAAGUGCACUGAGUUUUAUAAAGUGACGGCUGAGAGCUUCCAGAAGGGCAAAGAAGACACUCACAACCGUUUUGCGCGUGUUGAUAUCCAGCCGGUUUGCAGUGACCUGCAGGGUCAGAUUCUGAAAUGCUACAGGGAGAACACUGGAAAGACUCUGUCCUGCUCCAGUAUCGCCUCGGCCUACAUGCAGUGUGUGGACAAUGCCAAGAAGAAUAAGCUGAGCACAGGAGGGUAAUGUGACUUGAUGAAGACAUCUGACAGAUGUAAGAAAGCAAAAGAAACUUGAUGAAGAUAAUUUAACAAAUGAACGAUUUACUGGAAACACAGGAGAAUCAACUCCAGGCUUUACACUAGUCUGGAACAAGUGCCAGUAGUUUGAAGAUCAUCUGAAAGCCUAUUGUGCCACAGCAGUAGCAAAUAGAUCAAACCUGGUGCUGAAAAUAAGGCAAAUCAUAACAAAGGAGCAAAUGAUGAAAACUUUAGAAUUCAAGUAAGGUAUUUGUAUAAGAUGUAAGGAGUGCUGUUGAUCAUCAUGUAUGUGUGCCUUGAAGUUAGGAAAGCUAUUAUCAGAUUGUAGAUGCAUGAAAGAAUUGUUCAAUGAGCCGAGUGUGAAGUGACACACUAAGUGUUUGAGGUUAUUGUACUGUACAUACAUUAUUUCACGGGUUAUUUCUGGUGCAUGCACAAAGAUAUUAAAGACAUCUCAAUAAACUUUGCUGUGGAAUCACAAAA